UAUAUAUGGAGAGAGAGUUAUUUCAGUUAAAAGCCUUUUUUUUAUUAGUAUAAAAUUAAGUACUCAUUUAUACACCCAGGAUAAUGGGAAUUUUCUCUACACUACUAAAGCUCAGUAUCCACCGAAUUACACAUCUUACAAAUUUACAAAUAGGCCUACACACACAAAAAUAUCCAUUGUCCCCCCCCACACACACAACUUUUUUUCCCAGACAAAUUCCUGUUAUUCCUAGGUUUCCCCUAACCGUGGGAAUCCUGUUAAUUCCAAAAGAGAAUUCCCCUCCGCGCGGAGCGCCACAGCGUCUCUUGUAAACACCGCGGCUCUCGCGAGAUUUCCUCGCGCCGCGCAGCACGCGCAGGAGCGUCUAUGGAGCAGUGAAGCAGGCGGGAGACGGAGCGACCGAGCCCGGCGCGGACUGGAGCAGGAGACGCGGGGUGAGCGAGGGUAACCUGCCUGUGACGUCGCUGCUGUGGCGUGUCUGAGCAGCGGCUCUCGGGGCGUGCUUCUCCGAUUAUCCCGUCCGUCCGCGCUCCAUUCGAGCCUGUAAGGAGGACGCGCACGUACUCAGGGAGGCGAGGGAAGCCCAUUGGUCUCCCUACCGACGCCAGCGCCAGGCUGAGUCACUGUCGAGGAGUGGGAAGAUCUAGAGAGAGAGGGAGACAGCAUCACGGAGAGAGCGCGCGAGAGAAAAGCAACGGAAGGAGGGGAAAACCGCUACACAACGCCUUUGAGAGAGAAGCGAGAGAGAGAGAGAGAGAGAGAGGCAGCCAGCGAGAACGACGGAAAGAGAGAGACAGAGCGCAGCAGUGAGGGAGGGAGAGAGACGCUGAGGCUGGGAGAGCUGACCCCCCUCCCCUCUCCUCUCCUCUCCUCUCCUCUCCUCCUUCCCCCCCCUCCUCACUCCUUCAGGAGCUGGUGUGUAGGAGCGGCGUGUACAGUGUGACUGAGGCAACAUGAGCGAUGUCACCAUCGUUAAGGAAGGCUGGGUCCAGAAGAGAGGUGAAUAUAUUAAGAAUUGGAGACCUCGCUACUUCCUGCUAAAAACCGAUGGGUCCUUUAUCGGAUACAAGGAGAAGCCACAGGAUGCAGAUCUUCCCUACCCUCUCAAUAACUUCUCUGUUGCAAAAUGCCAGCUGAUGAAAACUGAACGACCAAAGCCGAACACUUUUAUUAUUAGAUGUCUACAAUGGACUACAGUCAUAGAGAGGACCUUCCACGUGGACACGCUAGAAGAGAGGGAUGAGUGGGCAGAGGCGAUCCAGAUGGUGGCAGAUAAACUCCAAAGACAGGAAGAGGAACGUAUCCAGUGUAGUCCCACCUCACAGAUAGACAACAUGGGAGAAGAGGAGAUGGACACGUCCAUCAGCCAUCACAAACGCAAGACAAUGAAUGACUUUGACUACUUAAAAUUAUUGGGAAAAGGCACUUUUGGAAAAGUCAUUCUCGUUCGGGAGAAGGCCAGCGGGAAAUAUUAUGCAAUGAAAAUUUUAAAGAAAGAGGUUAUUAUAGCCAAGGACGAAGUGGCCCACACGCUCACGGAAAGCAGAGUCCUAAAAAACACGAGACAUCCUUUUUUAACCUCUUUGAAGUACUCGUUCCAAACAAAAGACCGCCUAUGCUUCGUGAUGGAGUAUGUCAAUGGAGGAGAGCUGUUUUUCCAUUUGUCGAGAGAACGGGUGUUCUCCGAGGACCGCACGCGCUUCUACGGCGCCGAGAUCGUUUCCGCCCUCGACUACCUGCACUCUGCCAAGAUCGUGUACCGGGAUCUCAAGCUGGAGAACUUAAUGCUUGAUAAAGACGGUCACAUCAAAAUUACAGACUUUGGCCUCUGCAAGGAAGGAAUCACUGAUGCUGCUACCAUGAAGACCUUCUGUGGGACGCCAGAGUAUCUGGCACCAGAGGUGCUGGAGGACAAUGAUUACGGCCGUGCGGUGGAUUGGUGGGGUCUCGGGGUGGUCAUGUAUGAGAUGAUGUGUGGCCGACUGCCUUUCUACAAUCAAGACCAUGAGAAGCUUUUUGAGCUCAUCCUCAUGGAGGACAUCAAGUUCCCCAGGACCCUCUCUGCUGAUGCCAAGUCUCUACUGUCAGGCCUGCUCAUCAAAGAUCCCAAUAAGAGACUUGGCGGAGGUCCAGAUGAUGCUAAAGAAAUUAUGCGACAUAGUUUCUUUACUGGAAUUGACUGGCAGGAUGUCUAUGAUAAAAAGCUGAUACCUCCCUUCAAGCCUCAGGUGUCGUCAGAGACGGAUACCAGAUAUUUCGAUGAAGAGUUCACAGCUCAGACGAUUACAAUAACCCCUCCUGAAAAAUUCGAUGAAGAUGGGAUGGACUGCAUGGACAACGAGCGACGGCCACACUUCCCCCAGUUCUCCUACUCCGCCAGCGGGAGAGAGUGAGCGCCACGCAGCCGACACUGCCUCAUCCUCAUCAAGGUUACCACUGGAACAAAUUAGGUCUUCAGCUUCUAACAGCCCCGGCCCAUUUUGACCCUUCAUCGUCCAUCUUGGUUCUUUCAUUUGUUUAGCUAGACCAAGGGAAACUUCUGAUUUAGGGUAAUGAGAAUUUGCACGUCGGGUCGGACCGAGGUCCAGCCCGCUCAAACGUCCUCACAGCUCCAGCCCAAAGGUUGGGUCGCGAUGGGAGAACUUUUGCUGUUUGUGUUUAUUGUGUUUCUCUCUUUGAUUUGAGAUGUUGCUCCACAUUCCUUAUUCGGUGGGAACUAGUACGAAGGACACAUCCAUUAGUUCAGAUAAAUCCAUAUAACUGCAUGGCUAGAGAUUCACAUGGGUUUCUGGGCGAUUCUGGGUACACUUAGUAUAGCUACUCCAAACCACUCCAGUCUCAGCUGCUUCUGUUCUUACUGUUUUUAAGGUUCACCUUCUGUCAAAACUGCCAUAAACGGUUUACUCAGGCUUCACAGAGGACGUCUGUGUUCAGGACUAGCUUUACCCCCCCCCCAUCGAUCCACAACCUAGUAUUCCUCCGUACAAAGCCCUGUGAACCUGAGCUAUGCAGCGCUAAACUCUGACUAAAACUACCCGUUAGAAAUGCUCACUCAAACGUAUUGACCGAAGGCUUUAUUUCUGACAUAUCGUUCCCUGGGAAAAAUGGCACGUUUGACGGAUGCGGGGUGUUUUAUUCAGCGAUACACAACUGUGAUGUACAGUUGACGAUCAGAUGAAAUUCCCCCAAAGACCAAACUGUUUUCGAACAGUCGUGAGAAAGCCUCAACCCUCAAUAGUUCAGUCAUCAUGUAACCGUAACAAAAAAUAAGCCAGCAUUAAUUAAAAGGAAGCACUUUUUCUCAAUCACAUUUUUUGCUAUAAAAUGUAUUUAUUUUUUUCUUUUUGUUUGUUUGUCCUUGCGUUUAUUAAGAGUGCUUUCUGAAUUUUUCUUUUUUUUUUGAAUGAAAUAAAUGCACCUAAAAAGGCUUACGAAUGUAGAUGGGUCACUGCAAAGGCCUUUGUUUCUUCUUAUUUUAUUUUCCCUGAACUGUUUUCUUAGUACCCCAAUGUAGUGUUGUUCUUUUUUUUUCUUCCCCAAAGGAAUUUGACUUUCUUCCUCAACAUUGUGAGCAGUCUGAUGUUGAAACGUGUCGCUUGUCUUUCCACCAAUGAAAGGGCUGUAAAAGACCAUACUGAUUCAUUCAGAUGGGUCAACGUUAAUGUUAAAGUUUGUAACAGAGCAGGACACGCGUCCCAUUGUGCUUUGCUUGACCUUUUAACGAGCAUUUAAAUAAGACGCGGCACAUAGGCAGGACUGUGAACAUUAACGAAUGAGUGCUAAUGUGCUUCGCUACAUCUAAUAUCAUGUUCACGUUCCUUCUUAAAAUACCCCCGAUCCGAUGUUAGCGUACAAAUCCUUCGAUGAACAUUGAGAUGCUAGGAUGUCUAUGAGUUAGGAGCGAAAAAUGUUUCUGGUGGUUACAGACUGGAUGAAGCUUGAUGAGAUGAGUUGAAACGGACAGUGUUUUUUAAACGGGAUCAAAGGGAAAUAUCUGGAUUAUUGAGUAAUAAUUUGAUAUAUGCAGUACAUUUCCUGAUAGUGUUUGGCAAUAAAACCUGCUGUGUGUCUGUGGUGUUUGUUUUCUGAGUGUAAAGAUGGAUCUUGUGCAUGUUGUUGUUGCGUUCAGCGUGUCAGUUUAAUUUGGGCAGGAACGGCAAAAUCUUUCGUUCGUUUUUUGCCUUGGCUCUUUUUUGAGUGCGGCCACGAGGUAUGAGGUUGAGGUGAGAAUACGGACAUUAGCGAAGAGAGGAAGUGAUACGCGAGGAAGGAGCGAGUCUGGACUGUAUGAACUGUAUAUGAAACGCGACGUAGAACAAGGUCCGUUAGAGCGGGACGUCUGAACUGGGAUUUCUUGCACGUUAGCCGAAGACCGACACGGAUUUGAUGACGGCCGGUUUAAGGAUGAUUCAGAAAGUUUCUGUCCACCUCCCUCACGCCAAACUGAGCUUUCCGCCAAAAUGCCUGCGUUGAUUGUGAGCAUUGUGAAUUGUCCAAUGGUGUAAUGUGAGAUGCCGUAGCAUGGUACUGUUGCUCUAUUGCCAGAUUUGAUUUCAGUCGAUCUUGAGGAUGUUCUUGCGUUCAAACUGUGACGUCCAGCCCAGUAAUGUUUUCUGACAGCACAGCCGUGGUACUGCGGGAAGAUUCGCUGUUUGUGUCAUUCCGUCUUCCGACUUGCACGUUUUCCUUUCGACCAUUCAUUGUCUUUUUUCCCCCCAUUCCUUUUUCUCCUUUUAUUUAUUUAUUGUUUUUGAGAAAGCGAGACGAAACGUUAAAGAACUACCUGAUUUAAUUUAAUGGGCUUACACUGCUGACUGUUUAGUUUUUUUGGGGGGGGGUGUUCGAUUCUGUUUUAUGAAUUUUUUUUUAUUUAUAAGUGAAUAACUUGAAUAUUUUUCAACUAUUUGUGUCUUGUUUUACAUUUUCCGGUUAGGUUUCGAGUAGGGAGAAGCAAGCACUCGUUUUGUAUUUUUCUUUGCUCCUUUGUUUUUGCUUUUUCACUUCAGAUUUGUGAUUGUACGGAUUGUACUUGGUAGGAUUGUUCGAUCAUACUGUGACGCCGUUCGUCCAUUUCAUUUAUUUUAAAUAUGCACUUGUGAGGGACCAAAGGGUUCUCCUCAAAAUACAUGGAGAGGCAGAGAAUGGUGAUGUUCAUUGGGGCGGUAACUUGCAUGUGAUUUUACUUUAUUUAAACAGCAGAAGGGCCUUUGGCUUUGUCCAAAUCAAUCAUACACUUUUGUAAUUCCAUAUUUUAACACUUGGCUUUGUAUCUGCCUGUAGUAGCACUUUCAUACCCAUUGCUCUUUUUAUAUAGCUCAGCAUAAGAAAAAAGGGUCCUUGCUUUGGAAAAAAAAAAGAAAGAAAAUAAGACGAGAGGAAAAAAAAAAACUUGAAAGCACAGAUUUCGCCCCCUCAUGGACCUCAUGCUACUUUACUUUUCCUGAGUGAUUGUGCUCUGUAAUAUGUAACGGUGUGGAUGCGGAUAGACCUGAAAUGCUGCCAGGAGACACAAGCUUUGCCUGGUGACACAGACAGACUAACAUUUCCCAAGAUUCCCCUAAUGCUCUAGUGUUGUAGAAAAGUCGAGCUGUGCUGUUGUCACCACUUCAGAGUUUCAGGACAGUAAAAACACACGUAAGCCCAAGCUAAAGUCCUAAUUCCCUGAAUACUGAACUAGUGUGAGGAAGGGACCCAUGGAGACAUGGGCGGCACGGGCUCCAUCCCUCCUAAGCGCACAUCCGUGUGCACACUGCUGCUACUGUUUGUACUGUCUACAACAGACUUUCUCUAUAUCGCGCUCCUGGUAGUGUAUUAUGAAUGAGCAUGAAUUGUAAAGUAUUUAUUUAAAAACGAAAAAAAAAGACGAAUCUUUAAAAAAAAAAAAGAAACAAAAAAAGAAACAUUUUAUGUCCAUGUAGCUUUAGAGUUUGUGACAUUUCUUGACCUUGCUAGCUCUGUCAUUAGAUCCAUGUUAAGAACUAGUCAUGUGUUAAGAAUUUUACAUGGAAGGGAUUAACACGGAAAAUAAAAAAUAAAGAACUGUAUUACCAUUCAUCAUAAAAAAAAAACAAAAACGAAAAAACAAAGUUUAUUUCCUUGAAUACAGUAUAGGGGCCCACGUGGAUGCGGAAAGCUUAUCUGCAAGAAACUGUUUUUGUACACUGUACAUCCUAGUAUUUUUACACGUAAAUGUAUAUGAUAGGGAUGCACAUUAUUUUCCUUCUUACAGACUGCUUAAAUAAAGCACUAUGUCAAUCUGC
This is a messenger RNA of Puntigrus tetrazona (Sumatra barb), 6260 nucleotides long. It is a transcript of the gene akt3a, whose product is annotated as v-akt murine thymoma viral oncogene homolog 3a. Gene Ontology annotation, biological process: protein phosphorylation. The coding region runs from base 954 to 2393 and encodes 479 amino acids. NCBI's taxonomy places the organism in Eukaryota, Metazoa, Chordata, Actinopteri, Cypriniformes, Cyprinidae. The record is from RefSeq and is a predicted model, not a curated record. The transcript has 15 exons. Gene Ontology annotation, molecular function: protein serine/threonine kinase activity; ATP binding.